AAGUGUUGUGUGUCUGUGAGAUGCGAGACUUUCGCCUGCACAGCAGACCAAUUGGGCUUCUAGAAAGAUUGAUAUAGACUCUCUAGUCUAGAGUUCUCUUCUCCAAAACAGUCUAGACUCAGCUGAGUGAUGGGUAAUUCUACGGGCUGCACUGUGGACGACCUGCAGGCCAUUGAAAUGCAUCUUUGGUAUAAGAAGUUCAUGACUGAGUGUCCAUCUGGUCAGCUCACACUGUAUGAGUUUAAACAGUUCUUUGGUCUCAAAGGUCUGGAUCCAGAAGCCAAUGCCUACAUAGAGCAGAUGUUCCGCACCUUUGACAUGAACAAGGAUGGCUACAUAGACUUUAUGGAGUAUGUGGCAGCUCUCAGUCUAGUCAUGAGAGGCAAGAUGGAGCACAAACUGAGGUGGUAUUUCAGACUUUAUGAUGUGGAUGGCAACGGCUGCAUAGACAGACACGAGCUCCUAAAUAUCAUCAAGGCCAUCCGCGCCAUUAAUGGCAGUGAGACGCAGGAAUUGAGCGCUGAGGAAUUCACAAACCGAGUGUUUGAUAGGAUUGACAUCAAUGGAGAUGGUGAGCUGUCACUGGAGGAGUUUGUAGCAGGGGCACGCAGUGACGAAGACUUCAUGGAGGUGAUGAUGAAGAGUUUAGACCUCUCGCACAUAGUUGCCAUGAUCCAUAACCGGAGACACAGUGUAUAAGAGCCUGUCCACAUUCACACA
This is a messenger RNA of Myxocyprinus asiaticus (Chinese sucker), 720 nucleotides long. It is a transcript of the gene guca1aa, whose product is annotated as guanylate cyclase activator 1A. Lineage: Eukaryota; Metazoa; Chordata; Actinopteri; Cypriniformes; Catostomidae. Bases 130 to 699 code for a protein of 189 amino acids. The transcript has 4 exons. Gene Ontology annotation, molecular function: calcium ion binding; calcium sensitive guanylate cyclase activator activity. The record is from RefSeq and is a predicted model, not a curated record.